UUUAUCAACCAAGAAUUUAGCAUCAUUGACGCCAUUGUAGUUUUUAUUAAAUUUAUAGUGUUUUUAUAAAAUUCUAGUGCUAAUACUGUAAGGAAGGGGACAUUUGGCUGACAGUGACAUUGGCGAUUUAACUGGGGCUCGUAUCUUAUAAACGCGUCGUGACAUAAUGGCAGACGAAACUCCCAUCGAAUCCGAGCACUUGUCGCAGCAAGUGCCGGAGCAUAUACCCGAGAUAGCUUUAGAAACUCCUUCAAUAGAACCCGAAGCAAAUGUUUCCGUACCAGCUACUCUUCCAAGUGAUGACAUGGAAGCCGCGGCACCCACAGAACAAGCACCACCUCCUAGUGAGGAAGCCGCCGCGGAAAGUACUAUAGAACAGAAACAACCUGAAGAAAUAAAAGUGGAAAAACUUCCCGCUAAGAGAAUCUCCGUACAUGUCAAAACAGCUCAGGAGAAAGAAAGUUUUGACGUCGAGGAAGAAGCGUUGAUAAAAGACUUUAAGGAAUUAAUCGGACCUAAAUUUAACGCUGAACCCGACCAGUUAUGUUUAAUCUUUGCGGGUAAAAUCAUGAACGAUGGUGACACUUUGAUCCAACAUAAUGUUAAGGAUGGCUUGACAAUUCAUCUUGUCAUUAGGGCGGCCCCUAAGACUUUGGAGGCGGGCUCGCAAAGGCCACCGGCAGAUAUAAGUGCAACACCUUAUCAAUUGGGCAGUUUAGGUGGUCUGGCGGGUCUGGCACAGCUUGGCAUGGGGUCCGCUAAUUUUAUGGAAAUUCAGAGUCAGAUGCAGAACGAGUUGCUGUCAAAUCCCACAUUGCUGAGGGACCUUUUGGAUAAUCCGUUGGUGCAACAGUUAAUGAACAAUCCAGAGGUUAUGAGAACGUUGAUCACCAGAAAUCCACAGAUGCAGGAACUUAUAGAUAGGUAUCCUGAAAUAAACCAAACACUUAAUAACCCAGAGUUGUUGCGUCAAACGGCAGAGCUGGCACGUAAUCCGUCCAUGCUCCAAGAAUUAAUGAGGAAUCACGAGCGAUCUGUUGGCAUGGAAGGAACUCCGUCUGUUCCUGGAAUUAAUCCCUUGCAAAACAUAUACCAAAACUUGCAAGAACCUAUGCUAACAAAUCUUGCUGCACAGUUCCAAGCCAGUACCGGGACUACACCGGCAGCAGGUGUUAUGAACAACCCACAGAUGGCGAGCCUUCUGCAGCAAAUGUCAGAGAACCCUAGCGUGGUUCAGAAUAUGUUAUCCGCGCCAUAUACCCAAUCAGUCCUAGAGGCUUUGACUGCAGAUCCAAACAUGGCCAACGCGUUGCUAGCUCAAAACCCUUUGGUUACCAAUAAUCCCGUGUUACAAGCACAAAUGAGGAACAUGAUGCCCCAGUUCAUGCAACAGAUGCAGAAUCCCGAAGUACAGAAUCUAAUGACGAAUCCACAGGCUCUCGACGCUAUUUUACAAAUCCAACAAGGGAUGGAAACUUUAAGGCAAUCGGCACCCGGUCUCAUCCAUACUGUCGCACCUCCACAAGUUCCCCCAGCGGGCUCUCCUAACCCUUCACCCGCAACUGAUAGCGCGCCGGCAGCGGCACCAACUAGUGCACCAAGCGCUCCGAGAGACGCAUUUUCCGAAUUUAUGGCUAGGAUGGUGGCGGGUAUGGCUACUAAUAAUGACACGUCGGUACCUCCCGAGCAGAGAUAUCAAUCUCAACUGGAGCAGCUUGCGGCAAUGGGAUUCGUUAAUAGAGAAAUCAAUUUGCAGGCGUUGAUUGCGACUUUUGGAGACAUCAACGCAGCUGUUGAGAAGUUACUUGCCCAAGGGCAGCUGUCUAUGAGUUAAUUGGGAAGUUGUGUAAAUUAGAAUAUUAUUUUUUUAUGGUUAGAAUGAGGCGUUGUAUGUUCUAUGUGAAGUAACAUGUACAAUUUUAUGUUCGGGUUUGUUAUAACUUAACUGAAUAAAUACUUUAGUUCAGUUA
Messenger RNA from Anoplophora glabripennis (Asian longhorned beetle), 1970 nucleotides. Its product is annotated as ubiquilin-1. Gene Ontology annotation, molecular function: polyubiquitin modification-dependent protein binding. The transcript has 3 exons. Gene Ontology annotation, biological process: ubiquitin-dependent protein catabolic process. The coding region runs from base 167 to 1834 and encodes 555 amino acids. The record is from RefSeq and is a predicted model, not a curated record. Lineage: Eukaryota; Metazoa; Arthropoda; Insecta; Coleoptera; Cerambycidae. Gene Ontology annotation, cellular component: cytosol.